AUGGAUAACCCUCAUGAUUCCAACAGCUCCCAGACCAGACCCGAAGAGCAGAAUGAUGAUCCACCGGCGGACACUCUCAAGAUGAAAGAGACGCAGGGCUUGCAUGAAACCACACCCGACCACCAUCUGAGGCGCCGGAAGCGGGCCCUGUGGCUUCUCUUGCUCUAUCUACCGGUGCUGAUCCUCCCGUGGAUCUUCACCUGCAUUAUGAUGUUUCGCCCGAUCAUGAAACCUUCAUAUAUCAACCAGUCAGGGGGUUAUUCGAUGACCGACAUUCAUGUCAUGCGACGCUGGAAUACCGCGACGGAUAUUCUCCAUAAUAUUGCUUCGAUUCUGGCGGUCCCGAUCGUCUCGGCUCUUCUGGCCUACGGUGCGGUCAUCUACACCCAGCGUCGUAAAGCGAGCCAAGACCUGAAUAUCCGACAGAUGUUUGCUCUUGCCGACCGGGGCUGGACAGAUAUCCCCACCUUGUGGUUUGCGCUCAGGAAACCAAGCCAAGAGCAGUCUUCUCGGUAUCUGGGGUAUGGGGCUUUGCUCAUUCUUCUGGCUGCCAUCCAGCCUCCUUUACGUCAGCUUUUAGUCCAAGACGAGACAAUGACCGUGAUCACAUGUGAUGACCAGCCCGUAGCAACCAGUAACGACGACCCGACAUGCGAUACGCUGGACUUACAGACGAAGGUCGUUGGCUAUGACCCGGAACCGCAGGUCCUUGAGAUGUGCCCGCAGAAUAUAGUCAUCCAACGGACCCGCAAUAAGAUCAUCGAUGUCCGGCGGCUCGAUGUCCAGCCCCACCUAUGGCGACAAGUUCACGAGGACGAUAACUAUCCCGUCGAAGAUCAGUUGAUGAACAGUUUUCAGUUCUACUAUGGUGGCAAAUUUUCACCGGAUGAGGAUUACGAGAAGCGCCGCUACUUUAUAUCGUCGCUCAGAAAUGGUACCACGACUGGCGUCCUUCGCGAGCAUGCGAUCCGGAUGGACACCGAUGUGAAGUGCACCAUAGACAACAACUUUCCGGACCAUUGUGCUGGAGACAGACCUUUUAUCACGAACUUCACAAGUCCUGCUCUGGAAGUUGCAGUUUGUGGUGAGGGCACCUACGACCGGUUUCCUUGGAAGAACACCCGGGAUAAGCAGGAAAUCAAGGAGCGUCUUUGGAUGCGCACCAAGGUCAAUGUAGACACAGUUCGGCAGCAUGAGACUGUUAAUAUGAAUCUAAGAGAGCCACCACCUAAGUCGGACCCCUUCACAUCUGAAGCUUCCUUGGAUCCUUUCUGGACGUAUAAGCUCCAAACCCCUGGGCCGCUGUUGUCUGCCGCCUUGGCCCUCUUUGGCAACGGAACUCUUCUUCACACAGCGCGAGAGGCUAGCAAGGACCAACAACAGCAGACCGCCCUCCACAUUUGCCACCAUUCAAUCAUUCCCUUUAUGCUAUACAACCGAGACAGCGACCUGAGCCAUGACUUGCUAACACACCAGUGUGCCAACGUGGACACAGAUAAAGAGUAUGUAAAGUAUCUCCUCCUCCCGGGGCUCGUUGGAGGCUUUAUGCAAAUGCUGCAUUCUCCAGCCGCCGCAGAGCAGCUCUUGGAGUUGACAGCCUUCUUCGCUAGCGAAGCGCUGCUGAUGACAACUGCCGAGGUAUCGCUCUCGGAGUCCAGGAAGAUAUACACCUCAGAGGGCUCCACAAUUCUGAAGCCGGAAAAGUCAAUCCCAGGGUUAAUCGUCAUCUCGUUCCUCAUUUGCCUUCAGGUCGCCGGGCUGUUGGUCCUAGCCAGAUUCAUCUACUCGGCGCCUUCGUGGACAUUGAUGUUUGAUGCGAAGGCGCUGGCGAGAAUUGGCGCGCAGCUUCACGAUCAGGGCAAAGACUUGGAUGACGUCUCUGUAUCCCCUUCCCCACCAGACAGGCCAUGGACCACUAGUAAGCUUGGUCUAUUCGGACAGCAGAAGAAGCUUGAAACCCCUGAAGAAAAGGGCCAGACCGUGGAUAGGGGAAGCAAAGAUGCCACCGUGCCAUCAGUCGUCACAGCAGGAUAA
This is a messenger RNA of Aspergillus campestris IBT 28561, 2034 nucleotides long. RefSeq lists its product as uncharacterized. The record is from RefSeq and is a predicted model, not a curated record. NCBI's taxonomy places the organism in Eukaryota, Fungi, Ascomycota, Eurotiomycetes, Eurotiales, Aspergillaceae. The transcript is spliced from 4 exons. Bases 1 to 2034 code for a protein of 677 amino acids.